Molecule: messenger RNA, 2063 nt
Organism: Diabrotica virgifera virgifera (western corn rootworm)
Lineage: Eukaryota; Metazoa; Arthropoda; Insecta; Coleoptera; Chrysomelidae
Product: zinc finger protein 43-like
Exons: 7
Coding region: 1-1458 (485 amino acids)
Biological process (GO): regulation of transcription by RNA polymerase II
Cellular component (GO): chromosome
Molecular function (GO): chromatin insulator sequence binding
Source: RefSeq, a predicted model, not a curated record
AUGUAUAUGUGUGGCUUUCAUUGCACCACCUGCGAUAAAACAUAUAAAUUAAAGAAAUCUUUGGGAGAUCACAAAAGAAAAUAUUGCCAGAAAGACCCACAGUUUGCCUGUCCAUGUUGUCCAUAUAAAGCUAAGUUAAAAGGAACCCUUAAAAGACAUAUACUUAGAAGACACGAAAGAACUAAAAUACUUAAAAAUGGUCCAAUUUAUGUUCCGUCUGAAUUGGCCACCAUUGCUAAGUCAGCUAAAAAGAAAGGUGAGCCAUAUGAAGUUACUGAGAUGCCAACUGAAGAAUUUUUUGAUUGGAAAAAAAUAGCCAAAGACAUGGGAGCGAACUUUAAUGUUAACGAAAAAGGCCAAAAAGUUUUAAUCAACGACAUCAAAUGGAUUAAAGUCAAGAAAGGCGAACCAGGAAAAAUUGUCUAUAAGACUUCAUUCAAACAGGAAGAAUUUGAUGUUAUCAAUAUUACCAAAAAGUUAAGAAGCCAGAGAGAAAAGCCAACUUUAAUUCUUGCCUAUGAGCAAGCACCACCGAUACCGAUUAAAAAAAAGAAUGAUUUAAUGAGGUUUCAUUGUGACACCUGCGAUAAAAUAUAUAAAUUAAAGUCAUCAUUGAGAGAGCACAAAAGAAAAGAGUGCCAGAAAGAACCACAGUUCGCAUGUUCAUAUUGUUCCUAUAAAGCUAAGUUAAAGGGAAACCUUAAAAGACAUAUACUUCUGAAACAUCAGGAAAGAACUAAAAUACUUAAAAAUGGUCCAAUUUAUGUUCCGUCUGAAUUGGCCACCAUUGCUAAGUCAGCUAAAAAGAAAGGUGAGCCAUAUGAAGUUACUGAGAUGCCAACUGAAGAAUUUUUUGAUUGGAAAAAAAUAGCCAAAGACAUGGGAGCGAACUUUAAUGUUAACGAAAAAGGCCAAAAAGUUUUAAUCAACGACAUCAAAUGGAUUAAAGUCAAGAAAGGCGAACCAGGAAAAAUUGUCUAUAAGACUUCAUUCAAACAGGAAGAAUUUGAUGUUAUCAAUAUUACCAAAAAGUUAAGAAGCCAGAGAGAAAAGCCAACUUUAAUUCUUGCCUAUGAGCAAGCACCACCGAUACCGAUUAAAAAAAAGAAUGAUUUAAUGAGGGGUUUUCCAUGUAAUAUCUGCAACAAAUUAUACAAACUAAAGGGAUCACUGACAAGACACCAGAAAUUGGAAUGCCAGAAAGAACCAAAUAUCGUCAACUGUAAUUUUAGCAAGCUUCAACUUUUUUUAUACUUCAUAUAUUUUUUAGGUCCAUUUGUUUGUUUGAAAUGUAAUAUAACUUACUCACAGGCGUAUAAUCUACGAAGACAUAUACAGUUCGAGUGUGGAGUCGAAAGAAAAUUCACUUGUGAAUUUUGCAAUUCCAAGUUUAAAAGAAAGGACCACUUACUUUCACAUAAAAGAAGCCUGGCUUGCAAGAGAAUGCAACAUCUAUGAAUAAUUACUUAACGAAUUUAUGCUUUAAAUAAAAAACGAGAUAUUAUAUUAGGUGCAAACUUGUAUUAUGAGUAAUUAUUUUAAUAAAGGACUAUGUCAAAAAAUCAUAAUUAAAAAAUCGAUAAAUUUUUUCUAAUUCUGUAAAUAAAGCAGUUUACAAGGGGGUCAAAAUAUAGUGAAUAACCCUGUACAUUCACUGGGGUUGACCGACCGACUCUGUCCCGUCAUACAGCUGACCGACUAUAAUAACUUUUAUUUAUAUUUAAUUUAGAAUGUGUGUACUGAUUUUCAGCCUUAGUAAAUGGAUUUAGUUACCUUCGUAGGAAAGUAACUUUGAUACCCUCUCAGUUACCCCUGUUCUACGUUUCGCUUGACCGACCGCAGUAUGUUUCUCUGCACAAUCACAGUAAUCAACUGUGAAAAAUCUAGCUUUAGUAAAUUCAAAGGGAUUUUUCAGCGCUGCGUCUUGGACUAUUACGCAUCAUUUACUUUCAUACAACUGAAUUUGCUUCUUGAUUUAAGAGAUAGAAUGAUAAAGGUUGGGGCUAUUUGUGUUGACCUAUAAGCCAAUAGAGUAAGAAUAAAGUUUUGAUUGUACAUACCAA